AAUAAUAAUAAUCAUCAUGAUUGAAAUAACGGCAAAAUUAAUUAGGGGACCUGUAUAUUUUUCUGGAGAAGUUAUAGAAUGUUUAGUUACAUUCAGUAACCCACCAAAUCCAAUUCAUCAAAUAUCUCAAAGUAAUAGUGAUAUCUUUGAGAGUCUUGCAUGGGCUAGUGCUCAAGUUCAUUGCCAAUGUUCAACAAAUAGUAAACUUGUGGUCUCAGAAAAAUUGAAUACUACAGCCCGAUUAGUAGCUAUUAAUGCAAAUACAACAUUUGCACCGUGGCAACAGGAUAAUGGCCAUGUUGUAUUAAAUACAAAACCCAAAAUUUUGUUCUGUGAUUUGAGAUUGUCUCCUGGUGAAAGUAAAACAUAUAUCUAUAGAGAAAUAAUUCCAAGUGAUGCACCUCCAUCUUAUAGAGGACAUGCAGUGAAGUAUUCCUAUAAAAUCACAGUUGGAACUCAAAGAGUAAAUACAGCUAUAAAAUUGCUAAGAGUUCCAUUCAGAGUACUUUCUUUAAGUGGUAAGAUCGAUACAUUUGUUUUGAAGAAACAUGUUACAUAUCAUUUAACCAUUACAAUUUCAACAGAGCUACCUGAGGUGACUGCUUGUAAUGAUAGUGUUGAUUUAAGUCCUAAUAAUCCAUUCAUGGAAACACAACACAGAGAAACUUCUUUAGAUGUUGCAUUGCAAACUCUUCAGAAUUUAACUGCAAGACGUAGUCCGAAUUUUUAUAAUAUUACUAACGGACGAGGACGCGUUGUAAGAUUCUGCCUUUUUAAAAAUUCUUACAAACUUGGGGAGGACAUAGUUGGAACAUUUGAUUUUUCAAAUGCUACUGUUUCCUGUGCACAAGUAUCUGUUGCAUUACAGUCAGAAGAACAUAUCUCAGAGGACUACAGACGAGGAAAGAAUACAGCUCCUACUUUAGUUAGUUACAAUAAGCAUCAUGAAAUGUGUAUGGGUUUAAAGUACUCUCACUUGGUACUACCCAUACCAUUACAUGUAACUCCAGAUUUUACCACUGACUUGAUGACUCUAAAAUGGAGAUUACACUUUGAAUUUGUUACAACAUCUAAACUGAUAGAAACGCCCAACAAAAAUACUAUGAAUUGGCAGGGUCCAUUGACGUUAGAUGUUGAAACAAUGAUUUGGGAUUUGCCUGUUCAUAUUCAUCCAACUACCACACCUCCUAAUACUGCUCAACAAACAAAAUAUAAUAUAGUGAUAUAGCCAAUUUAAAGUAUAAUGUAUGAAUCUUAAUAAUAUUUUGUACAGAAAAAUGUA
Molecule: messenger RNA, 1282 nt
Organism: Osmia bicornis bicornis
Lineage: Eukaryota; Metazoa; Arthropoda; Insecta; Hymenoptera; Megachilidae
Product: RAB6A-GEF complex partner protein 2
Exons: 5
Coding region: 17-1228 (403 amino acids)
Biological process (GO): retrograde transport, endosome to Golgi
Cellular component (GO): Ric1-Rgp1 guanyl-nucleotide exchange factor complex; Golgi membrane
Source: RefSeq, a predicted model, not a curated record